UCGAAAUCCUCUCCACGUCCGGCGAGAAGAACGAGCUGAAAUGGGAGGUGCGCACGUUCUACGACACGGAAACGUGGAGCGAAGAAACCUACUCCGGCGUCUCCAACUCGAACGAGCGCGCCUACGUCUCCUGCAACCUCGAUGAGCAAUUUGUCGACAACUGGCUUUUCACGCCGCUGAGAGAUUCCGGAAGGGCAAAUCGAGUCCACAUCUAUACCAACUACUCCCUUCGUGAUUGCGGGAAGGCCGGAAAAUACUGCAAGGAGACGUUUGGGCUCUACUAUAAAACCGUUCCGAAAGGAGUCGAUGAUGUUCUCCAGGGCUUCAACCCCAAUCAGAGUGAUUGGACCCUUCUGAGCCGCCUUACCGGUGGAGAACGAACUCGUGAAAACGGUCUGAUGAAAAACGAAGAAGUCCACACCGUGGUCGUCAACGGCUCGAAUGUUCGAUUCGCUUUUCGCGAUACUGGCAGCUGCGUUUCCAUCCUGGCCGUGAAGAUCUACUACGAACUCUGUGCCGAAGAAACCCUCGGCUUCACCACAUUCCCGGAGACCUCCACCUCAGCCAAGGUGUUCGACACGGUCGACGUGAAAGGACGAUGCGUGGAUCACGCCGAACCGGUCCGCGAGGGAGUGCCGCCUAUGGGAAUGUGCCGAGCUGAUGGCCAAUGGAAAACUCCGGUCGAUGGAGGGUGCCAAUGCAAAGCCGGCUACUUUCCAGAGUCCAGGAAUCGGUGCCAAGUUGUC
Molecule: messenger RNA, 746 nt
Organism: Mesorhabditis spiculigera
Lineage: Eukaryota; Metazoa; Nematoda; Chromadorea; Rhabditida; Rhabditidae
Source: the annotation of a GenBank genome assembly